UAUAUAUAUAUAACAGAAAGGUGUCUUCCAAAAUUUCAAUUUAAUAGAUUGAGUUAAUGUUCAGAUCCUUGAUAAUCAACUUACCAUGAAGUGUGCACAUAAAAUGGCUGCUAUUUGUGGUACCUUUUCUAAUGAAUUUUUAUAAAGGGAUGACUCGCUGGCCGAUUGAUAAUUGGACUGCAUACGCAAGGAUUUGAUUUAUACCAUGGACCAUACUUGCCAUGACUGAGACUCGGUUUAUCACUAUAGAGGGUGGUGCAAGGUGGAGGGUCCCUAUUUGAUAAGAGGAUAAAAUGCACCUCAUUUUCAAUGCCUUUGGCAUCCUUUUAGGUGUUGCUCCUUGAAGUUUGUAUUUGUCACUUGUAAGAAGCCAGAUGCCUUUCAAUGCAAGGUGGAUACCAUACGUUUUUUUUAUAAUGGACAAAUCCUUAAGAUGUUCCCUAUUUAAGCUGAACUAAAAUCUCACCAUCAUUAACAUCACCAUGCAGAAAGACAUUCCCUAAAGUUGAGGCUUGUGGAUAACACAGCUUCUCCAACAUGCAUAAAUAAUUUUUUCUCUUUUUUCUUCAGUCUCUCAAUCUUUUAGUUUUAGAGGAAAUGAAACUAAAAAAUUUUAAACAUCAGUAAAAUUAGUUGUAAUUAUCAGAGUUGGACUUGUCAUUAAUUGGUUGAUUCUAUACUUUGUAAGGUUCAUAAGAGGCUUUGCAUGUAUGAAUUCUGCAAGUGAUUUUAGAUGGAGUUGUCUUUUGAAUUUCUUGUGGCUAGUUUUACCAUUUCUCAAUGGAAUUAUUUUUGCAUAUUUAACAGCUUUUAUGAUGUGAAAAUAUCUUGUGAUGUGAGAAUGAGUUUAUUUAUUUGUAUUAUUGGCUCAAGCAUCUGAAGUCUAGGCCACUCUGCAAUGUUCUGAAGUGCUCUCUUUAAAAGCAUUUCAUGGUUCGGCUGUCCCACUGAAGUGGUAGAAGUUAUUCCCUUUGUCAGCGUUUAUCUUUGUUCUGAUUCUUCUCCAUAAAGUUUGAAAGAUAUUAUUUAGUGCUUGACAUAUAAGGUUUAUCUCCAACCUCAUUCUCUUUCCAUGCAUAACUUUUGACUCUAUUCUCAAAAAUUGACUCUUGUGAAUGGCGACAAACCAAUUAUUCAUGCAAUCCUUUUAAACCCCAAGCGCCAUUUCCACCAAUUUACAACACCCUUCACCACCAUGGUCUCCACCACUACCACCACCACAGACAACACUCAAGAAUUCCACCAAGCUACAGAAUUCCUUCCUGAAAACGUCUCCCUCUCAUUGCCAACCCAUGAUGGACUAGAAUUCUGGCAAUUCAUGGUUGCAGGUUCAAUUGCUGGCUCUGUGGAGCACAUGGCCAUGUUUCCUGUAGACACCUUGAAGACCCGCAUGCAGGCUGUUGGUUCUUUGGCAUCCAAAGCUGCAGCUAUAUCUCUCAGGCAAUCCCUUGGCUCAAUCAUGAAGGUAGAAGGACUGGCAGGACUGUAUCGUGGGAUUGCUGCAAUGGGUCUUGGAGCUGGACCAGCUCAUGCAGUAUAUUUCUCUGUUUAUGAAGUAUGCAAGAAGUCUUUAUCUGGAGGAAAUCCAAAGAACUCAACAGCACAUGCACUUUCUGGUGUUUUUGCUACUGUUGCCAGUGAUGCAGUGAUAACCCCAAUGGAUGUAGUAAAGCAGAGGCUGCAGUUAAAGAGUAGUCCAUAUAAAGGUGUGAUGGAUUGUGUGAAGAAAGUGGCGAUGGAAGAAGGGAUUGGGGCUUUUUAUGUGAGUUAUCGCACUACGGUGGUGAUGAAUGCACCUUUCACAGCUGUUCAUUUCGCAACAUAUGAAGCUGCCAAGAGGGGUGGGAUGGAGGUGUUGCCAGAGAUUGCAGGGGAUGAGGAGACUCUGAUAGUGCAUGCCACUGCUGGUGCUGCAGCAGGGGCUCUGGCUGCGGCUGUUACUACUCCUCUUGAUGUUGUCAAGACUCGGUUGCAGUGCCAGGGUGUAUGCGGAUGUGAUCGAUUUUCAAGUGGCUCAAUUGGCGACGUGAUUCAAACAAUAGUGAAGAAGGAUGGUUAUGGAGGACUAAUGAGGGGUUGGAUUCCCAGAAUCCUGUUCCAUGCUCCUGCUGCUGCAAUCUGCUGGUCUACAUAUGAAGCAGGAAAAGAGUUUUUCCAGCAACUCAAUGAUAAGAAUAGUUCAGUAGAUUGAUGAUUUCUCAGCAUUUAGCUCAAUACUCUGUUUUAAAUAACACAGCACAUACAUGGACUAAACAAAGCCAUUGUUGCUGAUUGUAAUGGUUUCUGGACACUUGUAUAUUGCUGUAUAAUUCAAGUGGAUCGAGGUGUUGAUAAAUAAUUUCCCUUUUCAGAGCAAAA
This is a messenger RNA of Ipomoea nil (Japanese morning glory), 2358 nucleotides long. RefSeq names its product mitoferrin-like. The record is from RefSeq and is a predicted model, not a curated record. NCBI's taxonomy places the organism in Eukaryota, Viridiplantae, Streptophyta, Magnoliopsida, Solanales, Convolvulaceae. Gene Ontology annotation, molecular function: ferrous iron transmembrane transporter activity. Gene Ontology annotation, biological process: iron import into the mitochondrion. The transcript has 2 exons. Gene Ontology annotation, cellular component: mitochondrial membrane. Bases 1196 to 2191 code for a protein of 331 amino acids.